AUGCUUCGCUCUUCGAUAUUGGCAUUUGCCGGCCUCAUAUGGGCGCCUAGCCAAGUGCUUGGUGCCCUUGAGGUUAACUUGGACGACACAGAAUCUAUCAAGCAGGCAGCUCUACAAGUCGCCGAGCAGAUGAUGUCAUUCUAUACUGGAGAUCAGCCCGGCCAUGUGCCCGGUAUUCUGCCAGGACCUCCGCCUGACGGUGAUUACUACUGGUGGAUUGGCGGUGCAAUGUGGGGUACACUGUUGGAUUAUCGGUUCUUCACCAGCGACAAGAGAUAUGAUGACCGGAUUAUGCAGGCCAUGACCUUUCAGGUGGGCGACCAACAAGAUUAUAUGCCAGCCAAUUGGUCGGCAUCGAUGGGAAAUGAUGAUCAAGCCUUUUGGGCACUCUCUGCUCUCAUAGCUGCCGAAACCGGCUUCACCAACCCUCCAAACGAGACGGGACUGGACUGGCUGGCACUCGCUCAAGCUGUCUUCAAUGAGCAGACCGAUCCCAAACGACGAACAUAUGAAGGAAGCUGCACAGGCUUGCUACGAUGGCAAGCGUAUUGGUACAACAAUGGUUAUGACUACAUUAACACUAUCGCCAACACAUGCUAUUUCAAUAUCGGCGCUCGUUUGGCACGCUACUUUAACAACGAAACACUUGUUGGAGUGGUGGGCGAGACAUAUGACCUGCUUAGGGGUGUCAAAUACAUUGACGAUAAGGGCAAUGUUUAUGAUGGUGGUCAUGAUUCAAACAACAAGGAUUGCAAGGAUAUCAACCCGUUCCAGUUCUCGUACAACCCUGCCCUUCUUAUUCAAGGAUUGGCGCAUCUUUAUAACAUGUCCAAUGGCGCAGAUGAAUGGAAAUCGAAAAUUGACCUUCUAUUACCUCGUACGCUCGAAUAUUUCUUCCCGAAUGGUUCGGCGAUUGAAGUCGCCUGCGAAUUUGCCGGGACAUGCACAGUAGACAUGCUAUCCUUCAAGGGGUUUCUGCAUCGAUGGUUACAGUCUACUUCGUUCUUGGCCCCUUACACUGCCGAAAAGAUCACGCCUUUGCUUCGUUCAUCAGCGCAAGCUGCUGUCAACCAAUGCACCGGCGGAAGCAGCGGCCAAAUGUGUGGUUUCAAAUGGGCAUCCGGUUAUUUCGACAGUGGAGUUCCGGGCAAAGAAACCGGUGCAAUGCAGCAGAUGAGUGUACUUGGUGCUCUAAUCAGUCUGCUCCCACAUCCCAACGAUGGACUUCUGACGAACACGACUGGUGGAACGAGUAAAGGCGAUCCAAAUGCUGGUUCAGAUUUGGAGGAUCAUUUGCCAAAGCUGCGUGAUAUCACAACAGGAGACCAGGCUGGUGCUGCUAUUGUCACCAUCAUUCUGGUCAUCGGUGGUGGAUUGACAUAUUUCUGGCUGGGCGUAUGA
Messenger RNA from Truncatella angustata, 1401 nucleotides. Its product is annotated as family 76 glycosyl hydrolase. Gene Ontology annotation, biological process: carbohydrate catabolic process; fungal-type cell wall biogenesis. The record is from RefSeq and is a predicted model, not a curated record. The transcript has 4 exons. The coding region runs from base 1 to 1401 and encodes 466 amino acids. NCBI's taxonomy places the organism in Eukaryota, Fungi, Ascomycota, Sordariomycetes, Amphisphaeriales, Sporocadaceae. Gene Ontology annotation, molecular function: mannan endo-1,6-alpha-mannosidase activity.